AUCAGCCGGGAGUGUCAAAAACGUGUGUCACAAUAAUCAAAAUGUUAGUGUUCCUGUUUUCAAUCGUUUUGGCUACAGCCAGCGGCGUGGUGCUGUUCCUCUUCCUCAUCUCUGGCGAUUUCCAAAAAUUCAGGGAUCGUUUCGUCCUCGAUGCAAAUGGCAAACCUAAACCUUACAUAAAAUUAGCAAAUCCCGCCGAAAUCGAUCUUCAGUUGGAUGUAUUGAAAUUCAAGUUGGAUAGGAAACAAACUGAUAUAGAAUCUUCGAAAGGUAGAGUGAUCAUGGCCGCAGAGAGCAUCCAGAAGUUGAGCAACACUUCGAACGAGGUGAAGAAGUAUUACGUUAAGCUGAAGGAGGAUAUAAUGAAGUCGGAGCAGGAUUGCAGGGAACUUCAAACGCAGAUCGAUGAGUUCAAGAGGAAGCAGCACAUCUUGCGAGAGCAGAGCAGGGUUUACGAUAAGUUUGGUGAGACUGUGAUCAGCGAGGUUAACUAUGAUCUGUCGCGUUUGGACUCGAAGAAUACUGUCAGCGAUAUUUCGACAAAUUCAUAUUAUCCUUACGACGACUUCUCCGUAUCGUAAAUUUCGAUUCUGUCGAUGAGAAAACAUUGCUGCAAUCACUGAUCCACUCAUUUUCGUCCAUUCUCCUUCCUCCUCGGUCUCUGCAUAAUUUACAGGCUCAAGUAAUUAUGCACCAGAUUCACCUGCACUUAUAAGGAUAACAGAUGACAAUGGCCAGAUACUAAACAGCAGUGUAAUACUACCAGGUUUGGCGUCUAAAAGCGCCGAGAAAAUUGUUGUUCCUUACAGAC
Molecule: messenger RNA, 811 nt
Organism: Nicrophorus vespilloides
Lineage: Eukaryota; Metazoa; Arthropoda; Insecta; Coleoptera; Silphidae
Exons: 2
Coding region: 42-581 (179 amino acids)
Source: RefSeq, a predicted model, not a curated record